Danaus chrysippus (African queen) is the source of this 591-nucleotide messenger RNA. The record is from the annotation of a GenBank genome assembly. NCBI's taxonomy places the organism in Eukaryota, Metazoa, Arthropoda, Insecta, Lepidoptera, Nymphalidae.
AUGUCUAAGUCUGUGUCUAGAUUGAAGUCGAUGAAAAAAGUAGGUGAUAAAAUUAAUCACUCCACUAAACUGGUAACCAAUAUUCCUGCUGGUAUGGCUGCUGCAGGUCCUCCUUUAGGGCCUAUGUUAGGACAGCGCAACAUAAACAUUGCAGCUUUUUGUAAAGACUUCAAUGAGCGUACUGCUAGUAUAAAACCUGGUAUUCCGUUACCCACUCGUGUGAAAGUGAAUGCUGAUAGAUCGUAUCAACUAGUGAUACAUCAACCUCCCGCUAGUUAUUUCCUGAAGCAGGCUGCUGGUGCUAGCCGAGGUGCUAUGGAACCAGUCAAAGAGAUAUGUGGGAAAAUAACACUGAAGCAUAUAUAUGAAAUAGCAAAAAUCAAGUCCCAAGAUCCGACUCUUGAAUGGAAACCAUUGAAAGAAGUUUGCACCAUGUUAAUAGCUACAGCCAGAACUUGUGGUAUUGAAGUAGUCAAAGAAUUAGAUGCCAAGGAGUAUGGUCAAUUCCUUGAAGACAGGAAAGUCAUAUUAGAGGAACAGAAGAAAAUGUUACAAGAAAGAAGAGAAGCCAAAAUGUUGAGGACUGCUUGA